Brassica napus (rape) is the source of this 985-nucleotide messenger RNA. RefSeq names its product serine-aspartate repeat-containing protein C-like. The coding region runs from base 67 to 753 and encodes 228 amino acids. Lineage: Eukaryota; Viridiplantae; Streptophyta; Magnoliopsida; Brassicales; Brassicaceae. The record is from RefSeq and is a predicted model, not a curated record. The transcript has 3 exons.
GGUUUAAGGUAUAAACCUCAUCCCCUUCCUCAUUCAAUCAUAAACCCUAGUCUCGAGGCGAACCCCAUGAGACGAUUCGUGCAGAGGUUUCCCAGUUUAUUGGCUCCAAAUCUCAUCCACCACCCUCCCACGAUUCUCCGACAUCCGAAGAUCAACCCUCGCGUUGUUGUUCCUUCACUCGACCGAGUUACUUCCCGGUUCGUCUUCUUCUCUUCCGAGUCCAACUCGGCUCGUGGCUUGGGAAGCGACGAGGUUGUUUCUAAAGAAGAGCUGAAGAAGAGGAUACAAAGCUUCUUAGAUGAUGGAGACGAGGAUGCAUUGCCUGAUUUGUUCGAGGCGAUGAUGACUAGGAAGUUGUCUGGUAAGCACGAUGAAAGCGACGAUGAGGUGAUGGAGGAGGUGCGUAAGUAUCCAAUUAAUGACUCACAUAAGGUCGAUGACAAUGUCGAGAGUGAUGGUGAUUCAUCUGAUUCCGAUAUCGAGAGUGAUGACCUGAGUGAUGGUGAUUCAGAUGAAGAGAGUGAUGACCUGAGUGAUGGUGAUUCAUCUGAUUCGGAUGAAGAGUUUGAUGGUCUAAAAGAUGUUGACUUGUCUGGUCGUGGCAUCAAGAUUGAUGGUCUGAAAGAUGUUGACUUGUCUGGUCUUGAUGUCAAGAUUGAUGGUCUGAAAGAUGUUAACUUGUCUGGGCUUGGUAUCAAGAUUGGUGGUCUAAAGCCUGAUCACUCGUCUUAUUUCGACUCUGAAAGUGAUUAACUUGACUUACAUUACAUCCUAGUAAUCGAAGAUUUUUGAGAGGAAGCAACUGCAUAGUGAAUGGAACCAGAACAUGUUUUGGUGCAAGUUGGCCUUAAUUUCUAACUUUAGAACCACGUGUUUGUACUUCCUUAGUGGUAAUACCUUAUAUCGUACUCUACUCUAAUGAAUUUAUGUUUACUUUUGAACGUGCUUUGAUAUUUAAUUUUAACUGUCCAACAAGUUUAUUAUA